UCCCUACCUUUAUUCACAUCGAUUUAUCAAUCAUGCCAUAUAUAAAGCGACAGACGACGCGCAUUACCGGGGAAGGAAGCCACGAUGAGCCAGCACAGCUUGGACGUACACAUAGUGCUAUAGGAGGCACGGGAAAAGUCCCACACGCAAAAAAGCCCAGGUCGCGUCCCCCAACAAGUUUGCGAGACAAACUUGGUUUCUUGCAUGGGCAUUUACCAUCACAGUCUGGGCCGUACUCGGUGGGCUCCAUGGACAUUGAAGUACCAGCUGAGAAUCCACGAACGUUCUCCAACAUCACACGCGAAGGCAAACACAUCAUGCAACUCGAAACCGUACUCUUCACUCUCUACUACCCAGCAGCAUUUGGUACAGGUCAUGGAAAAGACCCAGCCGGCAACCGCAAGUGGUCUCGAGAAACAUGGCUUCCAAGACCUAGACGUGAGACAGCAAGGGGCUAUAGCAAAUUUGCCGGUCUACCAGAUGCUGUUGGCAUUUCAUGGUUCGCAAUGACAACUAUGCUUACGAAGUUGCGUGCAUUCAGGAAUGCGCCUCCGGCUACGCAUUGGCCUCCUGAGGGCAACAGCAAGCGCAAUGGCUAUAAAAUCAAAAAUCAGAAAGGGUCUCCCCCGGAUGGUUCGCCAGAAGAGCCUAAGUUCCCCCUGAUGUUUUUCAGUCAUGGCCUAGGGGGAACUAGAACCUGCUACUCGGCAAUGUGUGCGGAAUUUGCUAGCUACGGUUUUGUGGUGUGUGCGGUAGAGCAUCGGGAUGGAUCUGGGCCUCGAAGCAUUGUCAAUUUCCCUAAGAACAGGGAAUCGAGUGUGCCAGGCGAGUCAAAAGCAGAACCAAUUGAUCACACCGAAGAAGAAAGACGAAGAGGAUUUAGUAAAGUGGACUAUGUCUUCCCCAAAGGCAAUCCAACGGAUACGUCGCCAAACAAUGAGAAAGGCGUUGAUCGGGAGCUCCGGACUGCGCAAACUGAACUACGACUUGCAGAACUAGAGGAAGCGUAUCGAGUCGUGAGAGUCAUCAGCGAAGGGAGGGGUGCGGAAUUGGAGGAGCAGAACAUGCGUAAGAAAGGCUAUACUGGAGGUAGUUCUCGUGGUCUCCAGGGUGUCGACUGGGAAAAAUGGAAAAACAGGUUCCAUGUUGACAACAUUAUCGUCGCUGGUCAUUCGUUUGGAGCUGCCACUGUGGUUGAGGUGCUCAGGAAUGCCGAUCGCUUUCAGAACGUCAAAGCUGGUAUAAUAUACGACAUCUGGGGUGCGCCGAUAAAACCGCCACAGGAUGAUCCACGGCAUCGAAUCCACUCACCAAUCUUGGGGAUCAACUCGGAGGCUUUCAUGUAUUGGCAGCCUAACUUCGACGCUGUUAUGUCCUUAAUGAACGAAGCAGAAGGAGAGAAAGCACCAGCGGUGCUUUGUACCGUACGGGGCUCUGUGCAUCUAACACAGUCCGAUUACUCGAUUUUGUAUCGACAUAUUAUCUCAUUGUUCUUCAAAGCUACAGUCAACCCGCAACGAGCGAUUGAUCUGAACAUCAGUGCUUCAUUGGAGUUCCUUCGCGAAGUGACAGAAGGUGCCGGGAAGUCCAUCAUACAACGUUGUCUUACCGACGAGAAGCUUCUGGAAGCAAAACCUCUUGACCAGGUUCCUGAUGAGCACAAACCGGAUGACGAAUGGAUUGCCGCCCGUCUCAAGAUUCCGCAUGAGUUCAGGACUCGAGUAGCUGCACAAGCCCAAAGAAAGUUCAAAAGGGCAAAAAAACACGGGUUUUACCAUCCUGGAGAUGAAGUAUGGGUACACUGUAAGCCGGAAAGAGAUUUUUUGGAUGACUGGAAAAAGAGGAACGCGACCGUGAUACAUUCUGAAGCAGGGAAUGAUGAUGAGGAAUCAGUAACCCGAAAUAGGCAUGGGGAAGUCUUGGAAAGCACUGAAGACCUAGGAGCAGCACCUUCGGAAGGCGACUCUCAGAUCACUUGCACGUAA
Messenger RNA from Periconia digitata, 1985 nucleotides. The record is from the annotation of a GenBank genome assembly. NCBI's taxonomy places the organism in Eukaryota, Fungi, Ascomycota, Dothideomycetes, Pleosporales, Periconiaceae.